GUCCACCAAAUUCCUCAGCGCUCUCUCACACUCCUCUAAGGCCACGACUCCGGGGUGGGGAAACAGAGCGCCGUCUUCCUUCCCGCAGAAGCCCUCGCGGUUCCAUCUCGCAACUCUGCGAAGGGGAAAGGAGUGUGAGACUCCACCAGACCCCUAGCUCCAAUCCCCAGCACCGGGUGGCUGCUCCACACUCCACGCUUGGGGGCCCAUUGGUUUCGGGGGUUCGCUCUCUCCCUCCCUCUCUACUCUCUCCUCUUUCUCCUCCCUCCCUUCCCUCUGUCUCUCUCAUCCUCUCCCCCAAACAUGUCCACCGGCUCUCUCAGCGAUGUGGAGGAUCUUCAAGAGGUGGAGAUGCUGGACUGCGACGGCCUGAAAAUGGACUCGAACAAGGAGUUUGUGACUUCCAACGAGAGCACCGAAGAAGGCUCCAACUGUGAGACCGGGUCUCCCCAGAAGGGCCGUGGCGGCCUGGGCAAGAGGAGGAAGGCGCCUACUAAGAAGAGCCCCUUGAGCGGGGUCAGCCAGGAGGGGAAGCAGGUCCAGCGCAACGCGGCCAACGCGCGCGAGCGGGCCCGGAUGCGGGUGCUGAGCAAGGCCUUCUCCAGGCUCAAGACCACCCUGCCCUGGGUGCCCCCGGACACCAAGCUCUCCAAGCUGGACACGCUCAGGUUGGCGUCCAGCUACAUCGCCCACUUGAGGCAGAUCCUGGCGAACGACAAGUACGAGAACGGUUACAUUCACCCGGUCAACCUGACGUGGCCCUUUAUGGUGGCCGGGAAACCCGAGAGUGACCUGAAAGAAGUGGUGACCGCAAGCCGCUUAUGUGGAACCACGGCGUCCUGACCUUGGAGGUGUGAGUCUGGGAAAGGAAAAGCGCGUUCCCGGGGGGAACGGCCCCGGGAAGGCGACCCCUGUCCUCCCUGCUCUCUGUCUCUGCUUCCCCUCGCAACGCUCCUCUCCCUGUCCCACCCUUCGAGAACACUUUACAGCGACGAGGAGAUUCGUUUCCAAACCAGAGGAAAUCAACUGUACUUAACAAAGAUUCCCAUCUAUUUAACUUGAUUAACUUCUACCAUGAAUGACUCUGCGAGCCUUGCUGGUCCAAGUGCAAUAUGUAAUUAUAAAUAUAUAAAUAGAUAAUAUUAGAGCCUAUCAAUGUGUAUCUUUUGUACAAUAUGUUGUAAAAUGUAGAUCAUAGAAUAGCUGACUUUGACAGUCACAUUUAUAAAGUAAUUCACUUAAAGAUAUCUAUUUUUUUCAAACAAGUUUUGCUACUUUCAAAAAAUAAAUCUUUCUUUAUAUUGCUAAAAG
Molecule: messenger RNA, 1311 nt
Organism: Manis pentadactyla (Chinese pangolin)
Lineage: Eukaryota; Metazoa; Chordata; Mammalia; Pholidota; Manidae
Gene: TCF21
Product: transcription factor 21
Exons: 2
Coding region: 304-843 (179 amino acids)
Biological process (GO): regulation of transcription by RNA polymerase II; developmental process
Molecular function (GO): protein dimerization activity; DNA-binding transcription factor activity, RNA polymerase II-specific; RNA polymerase II transcription regulatory region sequence-specific DNA binding
Source: RefSeq, a predicted model, not a curated record